AUGCUAAUAAUUAUUUUGAGUAAUAUUACCAUUAGUGUCCACUGCCUUUAAAAGAAGCCAGAGAAAUCACUUCCUUUUGCAAUGUGCAACUUACAUUUAACAUUGGUUUUGAUUUUGAUAAUAUUUAUACAAUGAUGUGUAGGGACAUGUUGUACAAACAUGUACUUUCCUUUGUGGGUUUACACAAUCGAUGAGGACAAUAAUUUAACGAUGUUUGGAGUUGUAUUUUAUUUAUCUACAGUCUGGAUACGGGAUACUGACUGGAGUGCAAAAACAGAACUAGCAUCUUGUCGGUUGGUAUCGGGCCUACUUCUCUCGCGCUGACUAUGGCGGCUUACGGCGCAACUUUCAAUUUGGUUUACGAGGUGGUGGAGGAAGAGGGGCAAAUAGAGCCAGCCCUAAAGAAACUCCGUGAGCCGGGUGAAGGGCUCCCUCUCUUGGCCGUCGACUUAGAGGGGGAAAAACUCAGCCGGGCAGGGGAGCUCGUUAUCCUGUCUGCUGCAACAGAGAAGCACACUUUCUUGUUUAACAUCAAGAAGUUGGGAUCCGGGGUGUUCGACAAAGGCCUUAGGGAUCUUCUUCAGGAUCCAGAUCGUCAGAAGUUGAUGUUUGACUGCCGCCAGGACUCAGACUGUCUCUGGCAUCAGUACAGCGUCAAACUGACCAACGUACUGGACUUGCAAUUGAUGGAGGUCGUUCAUCGGGGUGAUCACAUGAAACAGAACGCCGUUGUAGCAUCGCUGGCUUACUCGUCAUCCGGGUACCUCCCAAGGGUCAACGGCUUCAAGAAAUGUCUCCAGAAGUACAACGUCAAAGACCAUGGCAUCCUUCAAGCCAAGGAGCGUGGUAGCCAGGUGAUGAAACGUGAAGGGGUCUGGCUUGAGCAACCUCUGCAGAAGGCUCUUCUAGAAUACUCUGCAGCCGACGUCAUGGGGUUUUACAAACUGUACGAGAAGCUGAAAAGCGUCGUGCGUCUGAACAACCACGCUUUAGUAGAGGCAUCGAAGAACUACCUUGAGUUCUUCCGCUCUCGUGCUGUCCGCACCAACGAUACGUUCGAGAGGAACGGGUUCGUACCUUGGCGUAUUUUUCCAACCACACCGGGCACCGGGCCGAUCACCACGUGCCAGAAAUGCAGACAGGGUUUCCCGCGUUCUGAUUUCAGGCAGAGAGGACAACAAAUUUGUCCUGUCUGCGUCAAAGUCACGACGGAAGUCAACAAGGGGUGGUAUUAAAAAAGAGCUGCGAUCAACGGAAAAGUCUCAACAACGACAGGGAAAAAUAUAAACAGUUUUUCAAAACAAAGGUACCGUUGUUCAACCUAUACAUAAGCAAAUUUUAGUUUGCUUGUUCAAACUGGGCAACUAGCUUUAUAUUAUUAUUAAGUAUAACAUAGGAAGUGUUAUAUUUUGUCAUGUCAUAAAUUGAAACCAAGGCCCAAUUUCACAGAGCUGCUUAAGCACAAUAAAGACGAUAUUAAGCGCAACAAAAUAACUGCUUACCACUACUAGAAUAUGGUUACCAUGUCACAUGUACAACCUGUGGCUUGUAUCCUGCUCAUAAUAUCUGCUAAUCAGAAAUUUGUUAAGAAAUGUUUUGUGCUUAAGCAGCUCUAUCAAAUUGGACCCAGGGUUGGUUCAAAUCUAAAUUUCGACGAAACAAGCUUUUCGUGCUUUGUUUGCAUGGGUGCGUUACGGACCAGGGUCAAGUCACACAAGUAAUCUUGAGAAAAAAACAAGAUCAAAACGCGACUAUGAGCAUUUUUUUUGUGUGUUAAACAGCAUAAAGAUCAAAGGUUUUAUGAUGCUCAGACGUUAAUUAAUUUCAACACAUUGACGAACAAAUUUACAAUCAUGUAUACAAUUUUAUUCCUCACUAUUUGUUUAAAUUAAUACGUUAGUUUUGUGAAACUGAAAGUAGGAUACGGAAUUUAUUUGGAGAUGUUUACACUUUCAAGAAUUAAAUACCCAUGCGGGUAAUAAGUACUCAAAUAAUGACCCUUAAACGAACACGUUGCCUUGGAUCGGUCGAGUUGGUCUUUGAAAAGCGUUUGUAACCGUUUGUUAUAAAUUGCAUAUGAUUAGAAAGAGGUUUUAAAAGUAGAAUACAAUGAUCCACACAAAUUUGCCUCGAAAUUGCAAUUUUAUAUAGUGGUUUAGCAGGGUUUCUAGAUCUGGUCAGUCAUUAAUUUACACUUAUUUGGGUUUCAAGACAUACAGUUUAGAAUACACCAAGUGUUUAUGUGCUGCAGGUCAUCCUGGAGUGCCACUUCAUCAUCUUGAUUUUUAAUGACUCUAUACAAGACAGUGUCAUCUGCAUACUGACGGAGAUUAGAUUGAAUGCAAAAUGGUAAAUCAAAAGCAAAGAUAUUGAAAAGAAUAGGUGCUAGAACAGCACCCUGUGGCACGCCAGAAUGAACUGCAGCCCAGUCAGAUGAUAAACCCAUAAACUGAACCCGCUGUAAUCUGUUUGAAAGAUAAGACUUAAACCAGUGCAACAUUGAGCCACAAGUACCAUCUUUAUGUAAUUUGUUCAAAAGAACUGUGUGACUCACGCGAUCAAAAGCUUUUGACCAAUCAAGAAAUAUAGCAUCAAUGCGGGGCGGUUUUGAAACAUCAAGAGCAGUGGCCCAGCUAUGAUAAAGAGUUGUCAAUUGAGUAACGCAAGAUCUUUUAGGCAAGAAAGCUUCAAAAUACUUGAUUUAAAGAUAAUAAUAAAUGUUCCAUGAUAAUGUUGUAUGUAUUGGGUGAAUAUAGAAGGACAAUAAUAAAGAAGUAAUUACCUGAAAUGUAGAGGAAUAAAACGA
Molecule: messenger RNA, 2806 nt
Organism: Asterias rubens (European starfish)
Lineage: Eukaryota; Metazoa; Echinodermata; Asteroidea; Forcipulatida; Asteriidae
Product: piRNA biogenesis protein EXD1-like
Exons: 3
Coding region: 327-1235 (302 amino acids)
Biological process (GO): nucleobase-containing compound metabolic process
Molecular function (GO): 3'-5' exonuclease activity; nucleic acid binding
Source: RefSeq, a predicted model, not a curated record